Molecule: messenger RNA, 2298 nt
Organism: Nannospalax galili (Upper Galilee mountains blind mole rat)
Lineage: Eukaryota; Metazoa; Chordata; Mammalia; Rodentia; Spalacidae
Gene: Ddx41
Product: DEAD-box helicase 41
Exons: 16
Coding region: 133-2271 (712 amino acids)
Biological process (GO): mRNA splicing, via spliceosome
Cellular component (GO): spliceosomal complex
Molecular function (GO): RNA binding; RNA helicase activity; ATP binding
Source: RefSeq, a predicted model, not a curated record
CUGGAGGAAGUUUGUCCCAGUUCGCGAUCCGGCACUUACGUCGUUGCUAGGCGCCGACAGCAGGUUUUUCCGGUCUGAUUGGAUAGCCGCGGAGGCGCCUUUUUGUCUUGGCGCGCAUGCGUGCGGCCGAGAAUGGAGGAGUCGGAACCCGAGCGGAAGCGGGCACGCGCGGAUGAGGCGACUGUGGGAGGCAGCCGCUCCGACGAUGAGCAUGAGGACGACGAGGACUACGUGCCCUAUGUGCCAUUGCGGCAGCGCCGGCAGCUACUGCUCCAGAAGCUGCUGCAGCGAAGACGCAAGGGAGCCGCGGAGGAAGAGCAGCAGGACAGUGGCAGUGAGCCCCGAGGAGAUGAGGACGACAUCCCGCUGGGCCCGCAGUCCAACGUCAGUCUCCUGGAUCAGCACCAGCACCUCAAAGAGAAGGCUGAAGCUCGAAAAGAGUCUGCGAAGGAAAAACAACUGAAGGAAGAAGAGAAGAUCCUAGAGAGUGUGGCUGAAGGCCGAGCCUUGAUGUCAGUGAAGGAAAUGGCCAAGGGCAUCACAUAUGAUGAUCCAAUCAAAACCAGUUGGACUCCCCCACGUUAUGUCCUGAGCAUGUCUGAAGAACGACAUGAGCGUGUCCGAAAGAAGUACCACAUCCUGGUAGAAGGAGAUGGUAUCCCACCACCCAUCAAGAGCUUCAAGGAAAUGAAAUUUCCUGCAGCCAUCCUACGAGGACUGAAAAAAAAGGGUAUCCUCCACCCAACACCCAUUCAGAUCCAGGGCAUCCCUACCAUUCUCUCCGGUCGGGAUAUGAUCGGCAUUGCCUUCACAGGAUCAGGCAAGACACUGGUGUUUACACUGCCUGUCAUCAUGUUCUGCCUGGAACAGGAGAAGCGGUUGCCUUUCUCCAAGCGUGAAGGGCCCUAUGGACUCAUCAUCUGCCCUUCGCGAGAGCUGGCCCGACAAACCCAUGGCAUCCUGGAGUAUUACUGCCGUCUGCUGCAGGAGGACAGUUCGCCUCUCCUGCGCUGUGCUCUCUGUAUUGGGGGCAUGUCUGUCAAAGAACAGAUGGAGACCAUCCGACAUGGUGUGCACAUGAUGGUAGCCACCCCUGGACGCCUUAUGGAUUUACUGCAGAAGAAAAUGGUCAGCCUGGACAUCUGUCGCUACCUGGCUCUGGAUGAGGCUGACCGCAUGAUCGACAUGGGUUUCGAGGGAGACAUCCGAACCAUCUUCUCCUACUUCAAGGGCCAGCGGCAGACUCUGCUCUUCAGUGCUACCAUGCCAAAGAAGAUUCAGAACUUUGCUAAGAGUGCCCUGGUAAAGCCUGUCACCAUCAACGUAGGUCGUGCUGGAGCUGCCAGCUUGGAUGUCAUCCAGGAGGUGGAAUACGUGAAAGAGGAAGCCAAGAUGGUGUACCUGCUUGAGUGCUUGCAGAAGACACCUCCACCUAGAAAAAAGCAGAUGUGGAUGCCAUUCACGAAUACCUCCUGCUCAAGGGAGUUGAGGCUGUGGCCAUUCAUGGGGGCAAAGUGCAUCGAAUUGGCCGCACUGGGCGUUCAGGAAACACAGGCAUCGCUACCACCUUCAUCAAUAAAGCCUGUGAUGAGUCAGUGCUCAUGGACCUCAAGGCCUUGCUGCUGGAAGCCAAGCAGAAGGUGCCACCUGUGCUGCAAGUGCUGCACUGUGGGGAUGAAUCCAUGCUGGAUAUCGGAGGAGAACGUGGCUGUGCCUUCUGUGGGGGUCUGGGCCAUCGGAUCACUGACUGCCCCAAACUUGAGGCUAUGCAGACCAAGCAAGUCAGCAACAUUGGCCGCAAGGACUACCUGGCCCACAGCUCCAUGGACUUCUGAGCUGUCUGUCUUUCCUCUUCUCUCCAAGAGGCCUCAGUCCCAGACUCCAGCCAGUGCACACACACCAGCCCCCAGGACAAGAAGCCAGUGUCUUUGGCCCAGCUGGCCUGGGCAACCCCAGUGGUCCCCAGAAUUAACUAUUUUUGUUCCCUUUACCCCAGCUGCCAUUAAAGCACAAGCCCCUCUAUCAGACCAACUCUGCCUCUGUCUCACCCAUCUGGUUCCUGGACAAAUCUCACCUCUGUCUCUCCCCGAGAUACCAGCAUCUCCCAGGGUUUUGCCAGCCCGCCAGUACUUGGCUGUAGUAGGAGCUGACUGGCUGACAUUGCUACCAACCUCACUCUUCUGUGAUAGCUGCAGAGCUUCUGGAGCCCCUUCAACUGCUCCUGCCCCCCUGGCAGGCUGCCAGCCCGUCUUCCAUCUACUGAGGGUAUAGCACAUGCCAUAGAACUGCCAUUCAGGC